This is a messenger RNA of Lutzomyia longipalpis, 3729 nucleotides long. RefSeq names its product centrosomal and chromosomal factor (gene corto). The record is from RefSeq and is a predicted model, not a curated record. The coding region runs from base 1613 to 2722 and encodes 369 amino acids. Lineage: Eukaryota; Metazoa; Arthropoda; Insecta; Diptera; Psychodidae. The transcript has a single exon.
CAAAUGCCGAUUUGUCCGUGGCCGAGGGAUUCCCUGACUGACUCUGCUAGACGAGAGAAUUACCGCACAAAAGAAAACCGACAUUUGAGAUUACACAGAGCCCGGCUGCUCGUCGCAAUCGUCGGCAUUGCAUUUUGUCUUUUGAGUCUUCGCCGACAUAGUCAGUGGUUGGUAACCUUCUUACCCGAGUAUGGGCCGAGUAGCAGUCGACUCCCCACCACUGCGGCCAGUCAACUCUGACUGAAUCGGUGAGAAGAGAGUUUGAGCAGUUGGUGGUCGGUAGUCGAGGCGUAGAGCCCGAGAAGAGAAGACAAAUUAAAAUUGAAGGCUCAGGCUGUGCUAGCUGCCAGAGUAAAGUGAAUAAGAGAAAAAAAGAGAAGAGUAAGGGAAGAAGGAAGUAAAAGUGAUAGAAACUAUUGUCAUUGCUUCUGUGUGAAAUUGUGUGUGCGAGGAAAGCCGUCGCUUUCCUCUCAAUUAACUUAAAACAUCAUCCAAGGACCACAAGCAUAAAGCAUUUUUGGAAUAUGGAUUACACAUUAACAUUAAGUGGAUAAAGUUGUGUUCUGAAGGUUUUCACUUUUUUUGUGUGAAGAAACUCCCAAAAAAUCGUCUGAAGGCGAAAGGAAGAGCAUAAAGAGAAGAAAAAAAAAAGUGAAGACAGUGUGGUAUUCGUGAAGACUGAGCUGAAAGAACGAUAUCUAGGAAAAAGAAAAGUCCCCAAACUCGAAAUAGUGUUUUAAAAGAAAAUAAAACAAAGUUCUGACGGAUUAAAAAAGAAAAGUUAGGAAUCACUCAUAUAUACAACACCCUCUUUUUGAACGAAGACUGAGUUCUUGCAGCCAAUGCCCUUUUCUACUUCAUCUGUACAUAGAUAUAUUUGGAUUAAUGUUCCUGUUACUUGAAUUACGCUAGGAUUAAAAGAAAAUACUGACUAGUAAUAAUCUAAAUUAGCAGCAAACAAAGAGAUAAAUAAACACAAGUUUAAUAGAAUCGUGUUCGAAAACUACACAAGUUAGGAUAACGAAUUUACUAAAAGAAAAAAAAAAAGAAAAGUGUGUAUUUAGUGCAAAGAUAAAAAAGUAAACCACGCAUCUAAGUCAAGCUGAAAAGGAAUCAAGGAUUUACGCCACCAACUCUGAUAACUUCCGUUUCAUCGCAUAUCGUCUCAAAAAAAUUGUUGGAUUUAAUGCAACCCACAUUGCGUACACCAUCUUCACACAUCACUUACUGGAUUAUAAAUUGAAGGAAAGAGCGUAUUAGUGCCAACUUUUUUUGUAAUUAAUGCAAAGAGUUUGCAAAACAAGAAAACAAAGAAGCGAAUAAUGGAAUAAUCGCACGGAAAGAUUUUUUUUUGUAAGAAAAAAAGAAAAGAAGCGAGUUUAAAUAAGUGUGCUUAAUGUCGUUUAAAAAUAUACUAAAAGUGUAGCGAGAUAGCAAAGGAAGCGUUUAGUAAAAAGAAAAUAAGCCCAGAGGAAGUUUGUUUAUUGAGAAGGAGAAAGGAAAAGCUCUGUGUGAUCUGGAGAUAUCAGGCAACAGAGUUAGUUGGUGGAAUAAGUGAAGUCAAGUGAUUUUUUGUUCUGUCGGGAAAGUAAAAAAAGAAAACGAAGGAAAUAUGGCAAUGGCGGCAUGCUAUGGGAACUACGACCUCAGUGGGCAGGGAGUGUCGCAGCACCAUCAGCAGCAACAGCAACAGACCCACCAGUCCACGAGGCUCUCAGGUGGUCCACCGCCACCACAGAAGGACUACAGUAUACCACUCCAUGUGGACUGCAGUGUGGAGUAUGAAUUGCCGAAUGCAGCAAAACCACCAGCUGGUGCACGGGUGGAGCCACUACUGAUGAUCCAUCCGUGCUAUUUUCGCAAGAUGGAAAGCCAGCGACGUAGUCCCUUCAUUAAUAACAUGCCAAAUUCAUCGCGGAACGCCACCACGGCCGCCGGGUCUGUGAUCACCGGUACGGCUCCUGCCGUUGCCGCAGCCACUGUAACACGGAGAUCCACAAGGACGUCUCAGGUGUCACAGCACCAUCACACCCAGCAGCAUCAUCACAGCCAGCAGCAGCACUUGCAGCAUCAAUUGGCGCAGCAAAUACAGCAGCAGCAAAUGUCACAGAUGUCACAGCAGGCACAGUAUCCGGUGGCGAGUAAUGGUCAGCAAGCGGGUACAGCUGCAAAUUCCCAGUACAUUGAACAGGCCCGCCGGGCCGUCAUACACAGUCACACCGGGCAGCAGCAGCAGCAAACAAGUCAGCAACAGCAGCAGCCCCAAGUACAGAAUGGGGGUGCUGCGACGUCGUGGAAUCACAUGACAACAGUGGCAUCCACGGCGUCCAUGUCCGGCUUAGUUGGCAUACCCGGGUCCGUGAACAUGACGGGCCAGUCGAUGUACAGUAAACCAGUUGGGAAGAGGGAUGCUAUGCUAUCCGGCGGCUGUGGUAUGUACAGUUCCGCCACUAAUGAUAACCUCACGUCCGGCAGAUGGGAACCCGAACGGAGCCCCAUGGCUGCCAUACCGCGGGACUACCAGGCCGGUCCCGAUGCCACCCCCGUCAUUGCCCCGCGUAACGACGACAAGCACAUUCUCAGUGGCAAAUACAGACAAUACUUGAGAGCACAUCGACUGCACCCCUACAUGAUGGCCACCGGCUCGGUCAGCUCGUCCUUUCCGCAGCUGACCGCUUCAGCAUUCCCCCAAAUGCAGCAAGUGACGUGCUAUAAUGUGUGAUCUUAGUAAGACCCAAAAUCUCUUUACUAAUACUAAAAAAAAAAAUAUGAAAAUAAGAAAAAAACAAACCCUUAUAACAUGAAAGUAAAAAAAAACAUAAGAAUGAAUGAAAACUGGACUACUACUAAAAAUCUAUAUAUAAAAAACCCUACAUAUAAAUAAAAAAUAUUUAAUGAAAAAAAAUAUGCAUAAGAGGCGGAAAGAGAGCAAAAGAGUAGAUGCAAGAUAAAAGAGAUGAGUUUUAAGCAAAGUAAAAAAAAGGAAAAAAUAAAAAUGAAGUAAAUGAUGAUGAAAAAAUUGAUGAAAAACCACAUAAAAAAUUUCAAACAAAAAAUAAUUAAGUAGAAUAUGAAACUAUAUAUCUUUCAAGGAAAAAAAAACAUAUAUUAUAUAUGAUUAUGAUUAUAUAGACCGCGACAAAAAUCUGUUUUUAUUUGUGUCUUACAUGAAGCAACCUUUCCGUUGCAUUUAAAUGUGAUAGUAGAUUAAUUAAUUCCAAUCAUUGAAAAUUCAUUAAAAAGAAAAUUGAUUAAUUGCUAGUGACUUGUCAAUGCUGAAAAUACACACGAUUUACAGAUGAAAAACAAAAAUAACUGACGAAAGGUAAUGAAAAAUAAAUUUGCAUUCAGAACGGUCAGAAUAGUAAAAAAAAACAAGAUAAAAAAAAAGAAAACCCUCCCCGAUAAUUUUUUUCUUUUAAAUUUUCUUUCUUGUGAGAAUAGCUCAACACAUCCCCCGCCCCCCUCGUAACACAGAUGCAAAGUUAUAGAAUAAACUUUGAGAUUUAUUCGUACAUAGAACACACCCUUUUGUCAAAUGAAAAUUGUGUUAUUUAAUUUUUUUCCUUCAUUUUUUGUAAUAAUGGAAAAUACAAGAAAAAAAAAGUAUGACAUAGUGCAGAGAGGAUGAAGAGAAAAAAAAUUCUUAUCAUGUCCAAAGAUGAUAAUUUAACUGUGAGAAAAGUGAAAAUAAAUAUAAAAGUUGAUGUAUUUAACGUCAUCCAAUAA